Molecule: messenger RNA, 7530 nt
Organism: Scomber japonicus (chub mackerel)
Lineage: Eukaryota; Metazoa; Chordata; Actinopteri; Scombriformes; Scombridae
Gene: sik2b
Product: salt-inducible kinase 2b
Exons: 15
Coding region: 366-3149 (927 amino acids)
Biological process (GO): protein phosphorylation; intracellular signal transduction; microtubule cytoskeleton organization
Cellular component (GO): cytoplasm
Molecular function (GO): ATP binding; tau-protein kinase activity; protein serine/threonine kinase activity
Source: RefSeq, a predicted model, not a curated record
GAUGCCUCUUUGCAAGUCAACUCGUGUGCUCUCUAGCUGAUAGAGGUGCCUGGAGCUGAAAUAUUAUCGCUCUAUUGUAUUGGAGAACGUGGUGUGACAGCCCCCGGGCGCAGCAAAUGGCCUUCUUCGUAUCGCCACACUGACGGAGAGAGUGUCGCCACAUUGGCGUUCAAGCUGGCAGGGCGACACAAAAUCAACUUUGUCUAUUUUUAAUGGACACGCUUCGAGCGACGGCGGCGGCGGGCGGUUUGUUUUCCUUUCGUCUUUAUCUGUAGCCUGCCCUGCCUGUGUGAGCCCCCCUCGUGUGUCCCUCUGCUCGUCUGGCUACCUCCUACUCGUCCACUCACAGUCCCAUUUACAACAGCAUGGUCAUGGCUGACAGUGUCCAAAAACCGAUGAUCCGAGGUCCGGUCCGAGUGGGCUUCUACGACAUCGAGCGCACUUUAGGAAAGGGCAAUUUCGCGGUGGUAAAGCUGGCUCGACACCGCAUAACUAAGACCGAGGUGGCCAUUAAGAUCAUCGACAAGACCCAACUAGAUGCCGUCAAUCUGGAGAAGAUCUACAGAGAAGUUCAGAUCAUGAAGAUGCUGGACCACCCGCACAUCAUAAAGCUCUACCAGGUGAUGGAGACAAAGAACAUGCUUUACUUAGUCACGGAGUAUGCCAAGAAUGGGGAGAUCUUUGACUACCUGGCAAAGCAUGGCCGCCUCAGUGAACUGGAGGCCAGGAGGAAGUUCUGGCAGAUCCUGUCAGCGGUGGAAUAUUGUCACAACCGCAACAUCGUCCACAGGGACCUGAAGGCAGAGAAUCUGCUGCUGGAUGGCCAUAUGAACAUCAAAAUUGCAGAUUUUGGAUUCGGGAACUUCUUCCAGCCCGGGGAGCCUCUGGCCACAUGGUGCGGCAGCCCACCCUACGCUGCUCCCGAGGUCUUCGAGGGCCAACAGUAUGAGGGCCCACAGCUGGACAUCUGGAGUAUGGGGGUGGUGCUGUAUGUGCUGGUGUGUGGUGCGUUACCCUUUGAUGGGCCCACUUUGCCUGUGCUCCGACAGCGAGUCCUAGAAGGAAGGUUUCGGAUCCCCUACUUCAUGACUGAAGACUGUGAGCAUCUGAUCCGCAGGAUGUUGGUUCUGGAUCCAUCAAAGCGCCUGUCUGUGGCCCAGAUCAAAGAGCACAAGUGGAUGACUCUAGAUGUUCCAGUGCAACGGCCUGUUCUGUACCAACAGCCAGUGUCUACCGAGGGCGAGGUCGGCGUGGGGGAGUACAGCGAGCAGGUCCUUCGCCUGAUGCACAGCCUUGGCAUUGAUCAGCACAAGACUAUAGAGUCUUUGCAGAACAAAAGCUACAACCACUUUGCUGCUAUCUAUUACCUGCUGGUGGAGCGGCUCAAGGCCCAUCGCUGCAGCUUCCCCGUCGAACAGAGGCUCGACGCCCGCCAACGACGGCCCAGCACUAUCGCCGAGCAGACUGUCGUCAAGUCAACCAGUGGUUCAACCCAGGUGGGUUUGCUCCCACAGGGCGUUCGCCUGUUGCGAUCCCCUGCUGUGCCGCAAACCUCCUCCGAUGCUUUCACCUUCCCUCAGACUGCAUGUACUCUGGAGCAGAAUUUCAUGGUGGAGGACGUCAACACACCCAAAGUGAACGGCUGCCUGCUGGACCCCCUGCCUCCCCCCACUGUCCUCCGCAAGUCCUCUACCUCGUCGCCUAGCAACAUGAUGGAGACGUCGAUCGAUGAGGGCAUUGAGACUGAGGAGCCCGACACAGAUGAUGAUCCAUCCCACAUGCUCUCGGCCUAUCAGACAGCCCGUUUUGGCCAACGGCGACACACCCUCUCUGAGGUCACCAACCAGCCAGGGACUUCAAACCAAGGUAAAUUAUUUGCUCUAGGACACAACCCCUCCAUGGGUAGCAUGGACUCUGACAUGGGCUAUGACAUGGGCUCCAUGCAUAGUGACGUCAGCCUACUGGAGGACGCCCCGUCUCUCAGUGAAGUGGUACCGACCAACAGCUCUGCUUCUGGCGUCACCGCGACGCCUUUCUUGAGCGCUCGGCCUGCCAACCCAGCAAUGGCCGCCCUGACCUCUCAGCACAGGGAGACACACAACCGCUCACCCAUUAGCUUCAGAGAAGGACGCCGGGCUUCCGACACCUCGCUCACCCAAGGUUUGGUUGCGUUCCGGCAGCACCUACAGAACUUGGCGAGGACCAAAGGCAUCUUGGAGCUGAAUAAAGUCCAGAUGCUAGUGGAGCAGAUGGGCUCUGGGGAAGGGGCUGCCAUGGGCCCCCUGGGACCACAGCACCACUUGCACAACCUCCUGGAGGGUGAAGCAUCCAAGCAGCAGGAGGGCCUAGCUUUAUACCAAGGUGGGCCGCAGCCACCUCUCCUGUCCCGCAGGCAGAGUUUGGAGACACAGUACCUCACUCAUAGGCUACAGGCCAGCGUCUUGGUUAACAGUCCUGCUAGCUGCCAACUUUUCUGUAAGGAGAAUCCUCGAAGUUUAGAGCAACAGCUACAGGAGCACAGACUGCACCAGAAGAGGAUGUAUCUGCAGCAGUCACAGGGCAUGGGGCUGCAGGUCUACUUCAACCAGAUGCAGAUAGCUGAAGGCUCCUACCCAACAGGGGGCCCUGCUCUGGACCCAUCAGCAUCACAAAACCCUCAGGGUCCCCCCAUGUCAGCUGCCCACCAGCCUCAGCCUCAGCAACAGGGCGGCCCCCAGGUCUCGCCACCCUUCAGCCACCCCCAUAGCCUCAGCCCCCUGAUGGAACCAGGGGAGGGGCUUGUUUAUGACCCUUACAUGAGCCACCACCACUACGCCCAACACAUGCCCCCUGGAUCUCAUCUCCACCACCACCUCCACCAUGAGGCCUCCCCCAGCGGCCUGGGCUACAGCUACCCUACAGGCUGUGAGCAGCAGGUCCUGGGCCCUUCCACUGAGGCCCUUCAUUCAGACCAGUAUGAGUUCCCACUGGACCCCUGCCUGCUGCCCCCACCUGCUCCAGGAGAGGUUGAGGCAGGAGCUGUGGCCAGGGCUUUAGGUUGUCCAGGGCCAUCAGAGAACCUGGGUCUGCCUGAGCUCCAGAGCAAUCUCCUGGACAGUGAAAUGAUGGAGACAGUGGACUCCCAGCAUGGCUUUGUACUGGUCAACUGAAACCAGCUGAGGAGGUUGACAGAAAGCAGUAUUAAGCAAUGAGAACCUGCACAGCAUUAAGAGCAGAGAGAGUGGAGAUAUAAGUGGAGGCCACAAGCGUAGCAACAGGGAAGGGAAAGUGUUAAUUUUUGUACGACUAAUACAAACUCCAUUUCUUAGUUGUGAUGAACCUCAGAAAACCUUUCUACCAAAAUCCUCCCUUAGACUACCUCCCUUUCUCCCUCUCCUCCUCUGUACUUGUUCUCAUCAGUCCUACGAGACAGGAACAGGUCCGAUAUGUGGCACAAGUUGAGCUUUGCUGGGCUGAAAAGGCGAAGCUGCUGUUGUCACGGACGUUGUGUCACCUGUGAGAUGAUGAGCUCUUCAGGACUGCGCCGUGCAGCCCGGGGGAGAUGCUGCACAUCCUGGAGGGUGCCAGAGUGCAGCAUUUCACCUAGAAAUGGUUUGGAAGUGAACUAAUUUAGGACUGACUGACUGGCAACCAAAAGCACAAUGGCUGGCAGUGCUUUUUGUAUUUAAAAUAGGACACCUUCAACAACAAUAGACUGGUUCUCAAAACACUUUUGUGCAUUUUUUUAUUUCAGUAGAUAAAAAAAAACAGCUGAACAAGAGAAAAUAGCCCUCAUUUAUCAUGGUACCAUGGAUAUCACCGCAUAUUCAAGUGUUAAAAGUGUUAGAAACUGAUCUUGUCCGGUUUAUAGAAAUUGUUUUACACACUACUGUGAGCACACAGGCUGACAUGAUGGUCAUAUUUAUAGGUUGCACAGGUUUCAACACUAACAUACACAGUAUUUGACAGCGCCCUCCCCUAAAAAAUAACUUUCCUAAACCGAUACAUGCUGAAGAUGGUGGUUAAUUCACCAUUUGUGGAGCUUAGCUACAUUUGUGCUUUAAACAGUCAUAAACUCUCUAUAAGAUCAGUUAGUUAAAUGACUAAAUAAUAUAACAGCUAUAACGCAGCAGGCUUUGGUGUUGGCUAUGUGACGUAAAUAAUACAGUUUCCUCUGUUUGUUUUCAGUGUUUUUUGUAACUUGUAACUACUGAUCCUGAUUUAUUCCUUACACUACUGAAAUGCUUCUCCACCUUUCCAUCUGAUUGCACACACUCACCAGGUGUCAUUAUACUCAUGCAGCCAAUAAGAUGAGGACAAUUACCAGCUUUCGCAGGUGAAAACGGCCACACGUUUGUUUUAACAGUUGAAUUGUGGGUCAUGCAUUUGCCAGAUAAAUGAGGGCUGAUGUAAUUAACGUGUGUUUGGUUGAGAAGUUGCCGUGUUAGACAGUCGAUAUUAUUCUAUUUUUGUGGCAAUACUGAAGCAAUAUUAAUCCUUGAUGUUUGGGGAUUAUGAAUAGAAGCCUCACCUGUACAGCCAGCUCUGAUUGGUUCCCGGGACCUCUGAGUCGUCAGCAGUGACAUCACUGGAGUUGAUGAUGUAACCAGGAGAUAAUCUCUCACUUGCCCUGCUAGUGAAGGGACGAGCCUGGAGACGUGUGUUUGUGUGUGUAUGUGUGUGCGUGAUUGUUUGUUUGCACAAUUCAGAAUUUUCAAAUUUUCUGCAUCCAUCACAUUAUUAGUGCAUCAUAUCCAUCAUUACUGACAAAGACAAACACUGUAUUGACUCUAGUCUCCAUUCAAAAUAACUCAACCUGUGCACAGUUGUAGCUUUUUUGGUGACUGCUUAGUUCUGGUUUACAUCCUCAAUGCUCCAGUCAUGCCUCUGUGUUGUUUUAAUGAUGAAUAAUGUUUAUAAUAAUGAAAUUACCCUCUAAAAAUUCCCUUCAUAAGACUUCAUGAAAGAAUGUUUCCUCUCUGACGUUGGGGCUGCUGUGCGACAAAGACCAGCAGAACAUCAGUCACCUGACACUGGAUUUCAACUAUUGACCACCGCUCUUUGACUGACAGCAAGCCAGCAACAAGAUGAGAGAUUUAUUUUGUUGUUAUUGUUUUACACUUGAAGGUGCAGUAUGUAACAUUUGGUGGCAUCUUGGCAGACAUACUUGGCAGAAAUUGAAUAUAACGUUCAUAGUAUUCAAGUAUGUUUUAAUUGGCAUAUGAUCACCUGAAAAUGAGAAUAGUUUUGUUUUUACCUUUGACUUAACCCUUUAUAUCUACAUAGGGAGCAGGUCCUCUUCCACAGAGGCUGCCAUUUUGCAUCACCAUGUUUCUACAGUAGCCCAGAACGGACAAACCUAACACUGCAAUUUGCAACCCUAACCGCUGGAUGCCACUAAAUCUUACACACUGGUCCUUUAAGACUGUGUUGAAUCUACUUGAAGCACACAGAUGUAUCUUCUCUGAUAGUUGAUGAUGAUGAAUUUUAAAAAACUACUUUUCAUUAAAAUAACAGGACGGCAAACGUCAGAGGGUUGAGAUGAGAUUAUAAGACCAUCACCAUCUGCCAGACUGCGUGACCAUGAGUGGUCGUGAGUUAAAUAUGUAGGACUGUGUGUAGUCACAUUAGCCUUCAGACAAGACAGUCAAGUUCAGUCUGUAGCCUCAACUGAGCAGAUGUUUUAUAGAGUUCACAGUCAGAGUACAGAGUGGUUUGGCCAGGACUCUUUAUAGCAGCAGUUACCAGCUGUAAUGAUGGCUACAACAUAUGGACCAACUGUGGUUGCAGUCCUGUGCAUGACUUAAAGGCAAAAUCCACCCUAAACAUCUUUUAACAGUGUUGCAAAACAGAUCAUUUUCAUUCAUUAUUAACCUGAUGAUUAUUUUGAUUGAUCAUUUAGUCUUUUGGUCUGUACAAUGUCAAAAAAACAAACAAGCUGGAGCUUGUUUUAUCUGACCAACAGUCCAAACCUGAAAAAUUUUGCUCAAAAAAUAACUUCAAAUGAAUGAUCGAUUAUCCAAAUUGAAUUAUUUCUUUCUGUUCAUUGAUUAAUCGACUUAUCAUUUCAUUUCAACAAAUUAACAAUGCAUAGUGUGUUCCUGAGCCUCUCUUGUUCUUCAUGAGUUCACCUUUUUUCCUGAGUAAAACUGUACAGUAUGACAUCAUGUUGAGAUAUUUCUGGCCUUACAUCCAUCUUACAUCAACACCAAAACCUGAGUUUUGGUGUGUGAGAAAAGGCUUAGUGAGUGAGUGUUGUACUCUUUGACUUUUAACAAUCAAACAGAUGUACUCCAGCAACAAUGGCCUCAAUAGAACAGAAUGCACUUCAACCACAAGACAUGUUGCAAAACAGGUCUUGUGGUUGCAUUAAUAGUUCCACCCUUAAAUUUACAAACCAGUUGGAGAGCUGGAUAUGUUUAUAUGGCCAUACGCCCACGUUUUAUUGAGAGGAAUCAGCUCACGCCCAGUUUGUGGGUCAUGUUGAGAAUGUCUCUUUGAAAGACAAUGAACCACUCAAGAACAAGAGUAUAGGCAGCUUUAACUUAAAAUAAUAAUUCUUGAGUUUACAGAACAUUUAAUUGUUGAUACAUGACAGUGCAAGGGUAUUUAAGGGUGGAUUUGGCCUUAAGUGAAUAUUUUGAUGAUUGUUUUCUUUCAUUGUUAAUGGUCAGGCUAGAACACCUACAGGACGAUCUGUGGAAAUUGAAUACUGGAGCACUUUGACAACCAAGGGAAGAAGAGAUGUAGCGAGAGAGGAGGAGGCGAUGGUGUUGGAGGUGGAAAAGGUUUUGUAUCGCUCUGCUGUUUCCUGGCAGAUGAAACAAACUGUAAUCUGUAGGAAACACCUUUUCUCCUCUCUCUUCCCCACCAAUAAUGGACUCAAAACAAAUUUCUUUCAAAGAAAGACCAGACAAAGUAACACUUUAUCUGAUUGUUGAUUUAAUCCAAGAAAGAGAGCAGCACUUUUCUGUUCAUGACAAGUGUUUCUUUGUACAAAUUAGGGGUGUAGUGAAUCCUCAGUGCACACUCAAGUUGCACCUAGGAUAAUUUUUGUGUUGAACGUGAAUAGUGUUCAGUGUGCCUUUUUACUUUUUCGUAUUUCAAUCUAAAUUAAGACUAUGAAUAGUACCAUUAUUUCUGGUUGGACCCUUCUAUCAUUUAUUUUAUUAUGAUUACUUAUGAUUACUUUUCUUUUCCUGAAAGUAAGUAGAGCCAGGUUUUACAAAGGUACAAAACCAAAGUCCCUCAGAAGUUUCCCUGUAUGACCCACCGUGUGGAGUUUUGGAGCUUCUUUGUCAGCUUCUCUACCGUGCUUUUUCUUGUUGGUCAAUCAGUGUAUGCCAUUUAAAAGUAUUAUAGCAAUAUUUCUCUAGUUGAAGACUAAAGUCAUGAAGAUUCUAGUGGACAUGUAUCCAAGUAUCAUAAUUUCACCUCCUGCUGAUAAAAACAAAAACAUCAAUCUAUCAAUAGAAAUCCAGUUUUAUAUUUACCUUCAUUGAUGUUGACCACACAUAAGCUAACUUGCUGUUGAGAUUAAAAAAAGGUUUA